GCUUUAUCCGUUCCCGUAUUAAUUAGUUUGUUUUGAUCAUUAAAGUUUGUGGUUUUGGUUCUUCAAAUAUUCCCGUCUGAUGCAUUGCAUAGUAUCUCGUUAGUAGUUUGUGCGUGAAAUCUAAAUCUAUCUACAAGAAAGAGCUGAGUUCGAGCUACUGUCUCUUUGGGAUGCUAAUUAGAUAUCUUGUUUUUCAUCAAAGGCGCAGUUUUACAACUUGUAGAAAUAACAGUGUUCAAAUAAAAAUCAAAAAUGAAUUCCCUGGAACAACUUCAAGAUUACAUCAAGACUAAAAACAAUUCUAGAAACUUUAUCAAUAUAUCAGACGUCCCAGAAGUAUGUAAAACAGAACCUUGUAUGCUAGGAGUAGACGAAGCUGGUAGAGGCCCAGUACUAGGACCAAUGGUAUAUGGUAUUGCGUACUGUCCUGUAAACAAAAACAGUAUACUGGAAUCCCUUGGGUGUGCUGACUCCAAAGCAUUGACUGAAGAAAAACGAGAUGAGAUUUUAUUGAAAAUGUUCACUAAUGAUGAUGCAGUAAACAAUGUGGGGUGGGCUGCUGAAAUUAUAUCUCCAAGUUAUAUUUCAAAUUCAAUGUAUAAGAGGGCAAAACAUUCUUUGAAUGAGGUUUCAAUGGACUCUGCUAUUAAACUUAUAAAAAGAGUUGCAGAAUCUGGGGUCAAUUUAACAGAAGUGUAUGUGGACACAGUUGGUCCUCCUGAAAAAUACCAGGCUAGGUUAAGUCAAAUAUUCCCUGAUUAUAAAAUCACAGUUGCAAAAAAGGCUGACUCAAUCUACCCUAUUGUGUCGGCGGCUAGUAUAGUGGCUAAGGUCACCAGAGAUCAUUGUUUAAAAGUUUGGCAUUUCCAAGAAGGUUUGGAGAUGAGCUAUAAAGAGUUUGGUAGCGGCUAUCCUGGAGAUCCCUUAACAAAGAAGUUUAUUAGAGAUCAAAUUGACAAAGUAUUUGGUUAUCCAUCUUUAGUGAGGUUUAGCUGGUCAACGGCAGAAGUAAUGCUGCAAGGUAAAGCAGCCACCUGCACAUUUGAAGAUGUUGACGACGAUGGACAGACUAAGAAAGCAAACACAAAAUCCAUUAGUUCAUUUUUUACUAUGCCCAAUGAGAAUGGAACGAAAAAGAGGAAAAGACACAAGUUUUUCGAGGAAAGGUAUUUGUCUAUGAAGAAUGCAUUUGAAUAAUUAUUACAUGAAUGAGGCAACCUAUAAUUGAUAAGAAUAACUUUGUACAAUAAAGUGAUGGUUUU
Molecule: messenger RNA, 1262 nt
Organism: Chilo suppressalis (striped riceborer)
Lineage: Eukaryota; Metazoa; Arthropoda; Insecta; Lepidoptera; Crambidae
Source: the annotation of a GenBank genome assembly